AUGGACGAGCUCGCCAGCGCUUAUGAUGAGCGUCUUCUGGAGGUUAUCACAAUUCUCCUUUGGAAUACACGUCUAAGAAUGUCACCCUGCUCCUCCCAUCGCUCUGCUCUAUCCGGUGGUCUUCGGGUCUUGAAUCCGGCUUUCCCCUCGCUCUCGCCCGCCGCGGAGCCCGACGACAUUGACGACCGGUCGACGUUGACACCAACAUCGAAGCUGCCAACACACCAACAUCGAACGGGCGUCAUGAUCGCUGGAUUCGACAUUCCCCUUCGCCAUCGUACCUUCGUCUUCGCCACCAAUCUGGCCGAUUCUCGCGACGAAUGCAUCAUUUGCUCUACGACACCCAAGAUAGGCCCCCGCUCCUACACGAACAACAUCGGUGAGACCACGUCCUUGACUCAUACGCCCGGGGCUGCUGGUCGCGACAUCCACCUCCGAAGGGCAGACAAGCUCCUCCAUACCGUCGAGGAGUGGUCGAGCGCGUUGAUGAAGCUUGACGGUAUUCGCGCAGUGAACGUGGGGAACAUGUCGCUAGUUUAUGUGCUCAGUACGGUGCUGCGCGCUUACCCUCAAGCCCUUUUGAGUGCAGCAUUUUUGGACGGACCGAAGCACUGA
Messenger RNA from Schizophyllum commune H4-8, 615 nucleotides. RefSeq lists its product as uncharacterized. The record is from RefSeq and is a predicted model, not a curated record. The coding region runs from base 1 to 615 and encodes 204 amino acids. The transcript is spliced from 4 exons. NCBI's taxonomy places the organism in Eukaryota, Fungi, Basidiomycota, Agaricomycetes, Agaricales, Schizophyllaceae.